AUGAGCGGGUUACUAAAACGCAAGUAUGAGGCCCUGGAAGACUAUUCCACAUACUCCUCCUCGUCUUCAUCAUCUCCAUCCUCAUCUGCCACCUCUUCAGGAGGGGAAUCUGAUGACGAAUACAGCUACAGUCCAAGGCCGAUCAUUAGGGAUUAUACCCCUGUAUCCAUUUUAAAGAAAGCAAAACUUGCAAAGAAGAACAAAGUACAUUUUGACCGGGUGGUCGUGUUCUACUUCCAGCGAUGCCAAGGGUUUUACGAGUGUGCCGAGCCGGGGUGGUUUGCACUCUGGGCAUGCGGCGGAAACACAGCUAUAGCCGGCAAUUUACUAUGGAAGAAUUUUCAAGGGAACAGUUGACCCGACGCAGGGAGAAAUUAAAGGAGCGCUUAAAAGAAGAGAAGCUGAUGGCAUUAAAAAAUAUGUUUACAAUGAACGGUACAAUAGAGUCAGAAAAGGCCAAUAACCUCAGCAUAGAUGACAUCUGUGAUGAAGAUAUCGACAUGACCAAUGCAGAGAUUGAAGAUGGUUUCAGUCCUCGCAUGUACCCUGCCAAAAAACGAAGGGCACUGCUCAAACGAGAAGGUGUAAAAAAGAUUGACAAAACGGAAAAGUAUGAGCUUAAUGAAAUCCGGAAGUCACGAGAACAAUGCGGGUGUGAUUGCCAGGAUUUCUGUGAUCCAGAAACUUGCAGCUGUUACUUGGCAGGAAUUAAAUGUCAGAGGGAUCAUUCCACUUUUCCAUGUGGAUGUACAAAGGAUGGUUGUGGAAACCCAAAUGGAAGAGUAGAAUUCAAUUCAUCCCGUGUGCAGACCCAUUUUAUCCAUACGGUUAUGAAGCUUGAGCUUGAGGAAAAGAAUCAAAAUAAUGAAAGACACGAUGAGACCGACGUAACCUGCAGUGAACAAUUUGAUUCCUUUGGGUGUUCAUCACUUGAGGACAGUGAAGAAGAAGAAGAUGAUGACAGGACUGUUCCUACCACCACAUCCACCAGUUCCUCCGCCUCUAAUUCCCCAACGUCAUCCCCUUAUCAUUUCAAUGUAGACUUGGAACCAGCAAAUGAGAACAGUUGUAGUAGUGACACCACAGACAGUUCAAGUUCCUCUUCUCAGAGUGAAGUCUCUGAAGGUCCUUAUGAACUUGCCUCUUCAUCUGAUAAAUCCCAGUCAGACUUGGAGGAAGACUAUCUUGCUAGGAUUCUUCAUUUCAAUGAUUCAGAGUACGAGGAAAACAGCAGUGACUGCCAGGACAACUUAAGUUUUUUUCAUAGCACGGAUUUUUUCUGUGACAAGGUUUACGAGUCCCUUUCUAGUUCAGAAAAAUCCAAUAGUGAGGUGUAUUCAAACACCUUAUCGAACGUUACAAAAUGUGUAGAUGAAAACGCAAACCAAGGCGCAGAUUGCUUUUCGAACAAUGGGGUAUCUGUGGCCGUCUCUACUGAUUCUACUGUGACACAAGGAGAGCCACUCUUAAAAAACUAUAUGGAUAUCAGCCUUUCUUCAGAAAAUUUUGACUUGCCUGAUGAACCAGAUUUCAAUUUUGGACCUCUUUACAAUUCGUUAAGCGAAUAUGAUAAUUUGUGUUCUCAGCAGUGUCUAUUAACAUUCUUUCCUGGAUUUCCACCAGCGACAGACGCAACUGCAAGCUUCUUAGAAUCUUUGAUUAGCUCCUCGGAAUCCUCUGGUGACAAUCAAUAUUUAGAAGAUGCCUUAAAAAUCGCCAUCUCCUUUUGAAUCGCUUAUAGCGUAA
Messenger RNA from Staurois parvus, 1746 nucleotides. NCBI's taxonomy places the organism in Eukaryota, Metazoa, Chordata, Amphibia, Anura, Ranidae. The record is from the annotation of a GenBank genome assembly.